CAGCCGCAAGCUCUAGCUCUUUUCCUUAUAAAGGCCAGAGCUUUGUGAAUUCCCUCCCUGGCCUCCUACCUCACUUCUUCUUCUUUCCAUCCUGCGACAGAUAUAUAUACUACCAGUUCGAGCAAUGGGGUUUCCGGUGGUGUACUCGGAGAUGCCGAGGCUGCUGCUCCACCUCCUCUUCCUGCUCGGCCACCUCCGCCGCCUCUCCUCCUGGCUGCUCCGCCUCGCCGGAGCCGAUGUCGUCGACUACUACCAAACCACCACCUUCGAUGCCUUCGCCGACGACAACCACUACCUCCACUACCACGAGCCUGCAGCCAGCUGCCAAGGCGGCCUGGAGCUGGAGGAGCACUCCCCGGCCGUGCGCUUCGACGAGCUCCCCUCCGGCGUCGCCGACACGCCGCUGCCGGAGGGCUGCGCGGUGUGCCUCGGCGACUUCCACGGCGCCGCCAGUGUGCGCCGGCCGCGCGGGUGCCGCCACGUCUUCCACCGCGGCUGCCUCGACCGCUGGGCCGCGCACGGCCAUCGCACCUGCCCGCUCUGCCGGGCGCCGCUCCUCCCGCCAGAGCAGCCAGCACCGGCGUCUCUGCUUGGUCCCGUUCUCCUGCCCAUGCCGAUGCCGCUCCCGGCGUCGUGAUUUGUUCCCACUCCGAGCAAGUUCGUUCAUGCAUGGUGCUGCUUGCAUAAUUCCGCGGUUGGUUCUUGCAAAUCCUGAGGAGAGGGUUUCGAAUCUACCGCUCCGGUUUGGGCGCGCUCUUACGGAAAAGAGCUCCGGGAAGAAGAUCACACAGAAGUGACAGGCCAAGGAGAGGUUUCGAAGUAUUUUCCGAUUGCCCCCUCGCUUGAAGAAAUUAUAGAAGGACAGUCCCUAGGGAAGGGGACUAGUUCAUGGUUUAAGAUUUGGUUAAUUCAGAUUACACUCAAUUGCUUUUGCUCUCUAAAGCAAAAUCAAUACGAGAAGAAGAGAAUGCCCUAUACAGGUUUACUUUAGGGAAGUAAAUAGAUGACUUUUUGUUAA
Messenger RNA from Lolium perenne, 1018 nucleotides. RefSeq names its product brassinosteroid-responsive RING protein 1. The record is from RefSeq and is a predicted model, not a curated record. Gene Ontology annotation, molecular function: ubiquitin protein ligase activity. Gene Ontology annotation, biological process: protein ubiquitination. NCBI's taxonomy places the organism in Eukaryota, Viridiplantae, Streptophyta, Magnoliopsida, Poales, Poaceae.